Molecule: messenger RNA, 357 nt
Organism: Eutrema salsugineum
Lineage: Eukaryota; Viridiplantae; Streptophyta; Magnoliopsida; Brassicales; Brassicaceae
Product: putative protein TPRXL
Exons: 1
Coding region: 1-357 (118 amino acids)
Source: RefSeq, a predicted model, not a curated record
AUGUCUCCAAACUCGACCGAUUCUACCAGUUCUUCCAGUUCAGAUUCUUCAAGCUCUUCCAGCUCGCCUGAUUCCUCGCCGAGCCAGAGUGGUCCUACUGAAAAACGAGUGGCUUCUCCUGCACCUGCUCCAUCCGAUCCGACUUCGUCUAGUUCCUCCAAUUCUUCUCAAUCCUCGCCGAGCCAGAAAGAUCCAAAAGGAAAACGUGUAGCUACCUCGGGUUCACCGUCCUCGUCUAGUUCUUCCCCGACAUCUGAGGAGGUCAGCCCAUCCCAGCCUAAUGACGAGAUUGGAGUGGGCCAAGUCUCUGACGAUCUUGACAAGGCGCUUAAUGUCGAAGUGAGUCAGCUUAACUAG